Messenger RNA from Amaranthus tricolor (Joseph's coat), 945 nucleotides. Its product is annotated as protein FAR1-RELATED SEQUENCE 1-like. Bases 1 to 945 code for a protein of 314 amino acids. NCBI's taxonomy places the organism in Eukaryota, Viridiplantae, Streptophyta, Magnoliopsida, Caryophyllales, Amaranthaceae. The record is from RefSeq and is a predicted model, not a curated record. Gene Ontology annotation, biological process: regulation of DNA-templated transcription. The transcript has 3 exons.
AUGGGGAACCAAAUCCCUCACUGUGAAGCUAACUUACUUCCUGAAAUAAAUAUGAUGUUUGAUACAUUAGAUGAUGGUUUAUGCUUUUAUAAGAACUAUGCAACUGCUUAUGGCUUUGAAGUUAGACGUUUUGGGGAGAAAAAGUCUAAUGGUGUUAUUAUGAUUAAGUAUUGUGUUUGCAAUAGACAAGGUCAAAGAAUUGUGAAAUCUAAUACUACGAGAAAAUGUUUACAUUCUCGUGUGAAUUGUCAUGCUAUAAUUGGUUUUCGUAGGACUAAAAACGAAAAAUAUGUUGUUUUUAAGUUUGUAGAAGGUUAUAACCAUGGUUUUGCAUCUCCUACUACUAGAUUGCAUAUGAAAGGUUCAUCUGACAUGCAUAUUGGAAAAAAAAAAAGGAAAAAAAAUAGCCCUAGCUUUUUCUUUGACUUUGAUGUUGAUGAUUCCAAAUCACUAUGCUUGGCACAAUGGACUGAUGGUACAUGUAGAAGAAAUUAUGCUUUUUUUGGUGACUCUAUAUCUAUAGAUGCUACAUAUAGCACUAAUAAGGACAACGAGCCAUAUGUAUUUAAAUCUGAGUGGUCAAAAUUGCAAUUUGAUUAUAAGCACCAUAAGAUGGAUAAAAAUGUUUGGUUGUCAACUAUGUAUAAUAUCAGGGAAAUGUGGGUUCCUGCUUAUUUUAGAUCUAUUUAUAUGGGUGGUUUGUUUAGGACUACAUCAACGUCAGAAAAUGAGAAUAACUUUCUUAAUUUUUUUGUAAAUAAAUUUCUCACUAUAGUCAAGCUCCAAAUGAGAUUUCAAAGCGUAAUGGAUGCGCAACGUCAUAAAUUCGAAAUACUUGAAAGUAAGGAUAAGUUGUUUACUCCACCCCUUAAGACACCAUUAAUGUUGGAAAAACAUGUUGCUUCUAUAUAUACUCUUGCUGCUGUUUCCCUGACUCUUAGCUAG